Messenger RNA from Arabidopsis thaliana (thale cress), 5364 nucleotides. It is a transcript of the gene SDG25, whose product is annotated as SET domain protein 25. Gene Ontology annotation, biological process: chromatin remodeling; chromatin organization. The record is from RefSeq and is marked reviewed. The transcript has 19 exons. NCBI's taxonomy places the organism in Eukaryota, Viridiplantae, Streptophyta, Magnoliopsida, Brassicales, Brassicaceae. Gene Ontology annotation, cellular component: nucleus; Set1C/COMPASS complex. Bases 212 to 4378 code for a protein of 1388 amino acids. Gene Ontology annotation, molecular function: histone H3K36 dimethyltransferase activity; methyltransferase activity; histone H3K4 methyltransferase activity.
CCCACAGCUUUUUUCAACGAACCCUAAUUGUUAUUCUUUUCUUAUUUCCUUUUUCAAUUUGUUGAUAAGAGAAACUUCUUCGUCUUCUAUGUCUUCUUCUUCUAUGUCUUCUUAUCAAUUUCAGUUCAAUUUGAUCACAGUGUCAUCGCUUCCUUGAGCUUGCUUCACUUCCCUGAAAAUUUUGAGAAGAUAUCUCGAGUUUAUCUGUGUCAUGGUUGCGGUUGAUUCCACUUUUCCUAGCCAUGGUAGCUCUUAUUCUAGUAGAAGGAAGAAAGUUUCUGCUUUGGAACCGAAUUAUUUCGGUUCAAUGUGUAUGGGAGUUUACAGUGAUGAUGUUUCAAUCUCUGCAAGAGAAGUAGCUCAAGAUUACUCUUGUGACAGCUGUGGUGAUUUGGCUACUGUAUCUUCCGCUUGUUGCAAUUUUGAUGAACUGUGUGGUUUGGAUUCAGCCUUGGAGAUGGGAUGUCGUUCAAAUGAAGACUGUCGUGCGGGUCAAGAGGCUUCUGGUAGUGGCAUAGCUUCAGGUCUAGACAAGAGUGUUCCAGGGUAUACCAUGUAUGCAAGUGGUUGGAUGUAUGGUAAUCAGCAAGGUCAGAUGUGUGGCCCUUACACGCAACAGCAGCUAUAUGAUGGGCUAUCAACUAACUUCUUACCGGAGGAUCUUCUUGUAUAUCCAAUUAUCAAUGGUUAUACUGCAAAUUCUGUACCACUUAAGUACUUCAAGCAGUUUCCAGAUCAUGUCGCUACUGGCUUUGCAUAUCUACAAAAUGGAAUAAUAAGUGUAGCCCCAUCUGUUACUUCAUUUCCCCCUUCUAGUAGUAAUGCUACAGUCCAUCAAGAUGAGAUUCAAACAGAGCAUGCAACUUCUGCUACUCAUUUGAUCUCCCAUCAGACGAUGCCUCCACAGACAAGUUCUAAUGGUUCUGUUUUAGAUCAGCUAACACUAAACCACGAGGAAUCAAAUAUGUUAGCUUCAUUCCUCUCAUUGGGAAACGAACAUGCUUGCUGGUUUCUCGUUGAUGGUGAAGGUAGAAAUCAUGGUCCACAUUCUAUAUUGGAGCUUUUUAGUUGGCAGCAGCAUGGAUAUGUUUCAGAUGCAGCCCUGAUACGUGAUGGUGAAAAUAAGCUUAGACCAAUCACAUUAGCAUCGUUAAUUGGUGUAUGGAGGGUGAAAUGUGGUGAUGCUAAUUGUGACGAGCCAGUGACUGGCGUGAACUUCAUAUCCGAAGUUUCGGAAGAACUCUCUGUUCAUCUUCAGAGUGGAAUAAUGAAAAUAGCUAGAAGAGCUCUACUCGAUGAAAUCAUCAGCAGUGUGAUUUCAGACUUUCUGAAGGCCAAGAAAAGUGAUGAGCAUCUCAAGUCUUAUCCACCCACUUCUGCUGUUGAAUCCAUAUCGUCUCGGGUUAUUAAUGCGGAGAAAAGUGUUGUCUCAAACACUGAAUCUGCAGGCUGUAAGAAUACAAUGAAUGAGGGGGGUCAUAGUAGUAUAGCUGCAGAGUCGUCCAAAUAUACUAAAUCUGUUGGAAGCAUUGAGAACUUUCAGACAUCUUGCUCAGCUGUGUGUAGAACGCUUCACCACCAUUGCAUGCAAAUCAUGUGGAAUGCAGUCUUUUAUGAUACUGUGGCAACUCAUUCAUCAUGUUGGAGAAAGAACAAAAUUUGGUUUCGGUCUUCUGAUAUCUCGACUGUUAAUUACUGCAAAGGUUCCCAUACAAAGUAUUCAGACAAACCUGAAUCAUUUGAGAGUUUUACUUGUAGGGUGGAUUCCUCUUCCUCUAAAACUGCUUACUCUGAUGAAUUCGACUUAGCUACCAAUGGAGCCAGAGUUCGUGGAUUGUCAUCAGAUACUUAUGGAACGGAAAGUGUCAUAGCAAGCAUCUCAGAACAUGUUGAAAAUGAACUCUUUCUGUCUCUUAAAACUCACCUAACUGAUUAUACUAGUAUUCUCAUUAAAGAUGGAGCGAAUAAUACUACUAGUAGUGCACGAGAUGGCAAAAUGCAUGAGGAAAACCCGCCAUCUCUUCAGGGUUCCUUCCGUGAGCAGUAUAAUUUGGAAGGGUCUAGUAAAAAGAAGAAUGGCUUAAAUGUGGUUCCUGCUAAGUUGCGGUUUUCCAAUGAUUUCAGUGAUUCUCAGAGACUGUUGCAAGAGGGAGAAUCCUCCGAGCAAAUCACAUCUGAAGAUAUUAUUGCUAAUAUUUUUAGUACAGCAUUGGAGACAUCAGAUAUUCCUGUUAAUGAUGAACUUGAUGCUCUGGCCAUUCAUGAGCCACCACCACCUGGAUGUGAAAGCAAUAUUAAUAUGCCAUGUCUGCGCUAUAAGUAUCAGCCUGUUAGGUCCAAGGAAUCCAUUCCAGAGAUUAAAGCAUAUGUUUCAAUGGCAUUAUGUAGACAGAAGUUGCACAAUGAUGUUAUGAGAGAUUGGAAAUCACUGUUCUUAAAGUGUUAUCUCAACGAAUUCCUUGCUUCACUGAAAGGAAGCCAUCAAGUUUCUCGUAAAGAAACAUUGGCACUGAAGAAGCGCAAAACUGUUACUCGGAACAAAAAGCUGGUACAGUCUAAUAUAUCAAAUCAGACAGCAGAAAAGCUAAGGAAACCAUGUGUCGGAGCGUCUGAAAAAGUUCUGGUUAAACGAUCUAAGAAACUGUCAGAUUCUCACUCCAUGAAAGAAGUCCUUAAAGUCGAUACACCCAGUAUAGAUUUGUCAGUUCGGAAACCAAGUCAACAGAAGAUGAGGAAUACUGACCGGCGGGAUCAUUGUAUCAUAAAGGAUGCGACGAAGCUCCAUAAAGAAAAGGUUGGUAAAGAUGCGUUUAGUAAGGUGAUCUGUGAUAAAAGCCAAGAUCUUGAAAUGGAAGAUGAAUUUGAUGACGCACUCCUUAUAACAAGACUAAGAAGAAUAUCUAGGAAUAAAACAAAAGAGUUAAGAGAAUGUAGAAACGCUGCAAAAUCAUGUGAGGAGAUUUCAGUGACUGCUGAGGAAUCUGAGGAAACCGUUGACUGCAAAGAUCAUGAGGAGAGUCUUUCAAAUAAGCCUUCUCAGAAAGUGAAAAAAGCUCAUACAUCAAAGCUAAAGAGAAAGAAUCUGUCAGAUGCUAGAGACGAAGGUACAAAAUCUUGCAAUGGAGCAGUCAAAAGUUUUACUGAGAUUUCUGGAAAGGAGGGUGAUACAGAAAGCCUUGGAUUAGCAAUCAGUGACAAGGUUUCCCAUCAAAAUCUCAGCAAGAGACGGAAAAAAGAUGCAGCGAAGAAUGGUCAGGAUAUGUCAAACCCUACUGGUAAUCCUCCAAGACUCGCUGAAGGAAAAAAGUUUGUGGAAAAGUCUGCGUGCAGUAUAUCACAGAAGGGCCGUAAGUCGUCCCAAUCCUCAAUUCUAAAAAGAAAGCACCAGUUGGAUGAAAAAAUCUCCAAUGUACCUUCACGUCGGAGGUUAUCUCUCUCUUCCACGGAUUCUGAGGAUGCUGUUAUUAAGGAAGACUAUGAUGUUCGAAAUGAAGAGAAGCUUCCCUGUCAUACAUCAGAUAAGCUGCAAAAAGUAGGUCCAAAUAAAUUGAUACGUAGAAGGAAGCCAUUAGCAAAACAUACAACAGAACGUUCUCCAAUUAAGGAUUUGUCAGUGGAUGAUGGCAGGCCUAAGCCGAUUGCAUUAAAACCAUUGGAAAAACUGAGUUCGAAACCAAGCAAGAAAAAGCUGUUUUUGUCAAUCCCAAAGUCUGAUGGAUGUGCACGCACAUCUAUUAAUGGUUGGCAUUGGCAUGCAUGGUCAUUAAAGGCCAGUGCUGAAGAGAGAGCCCGUGUUAGGGGAAGUUCUUGCGUACACAUGCAACAUUUUGGUUCCAAAAGUAGUUUGACUCAGAACGUUCUUUCUGCAAGAACUAAUAGGGCAAAACUGCGUAAUCUUUUAGCUGCUGCAGAUGGGGCUGAUGUCUUGAAAAUGUCUCAGUUGAAGGCUAGGAAAAAGCAUUUACGGUUUCAACAAAGCAAGAUUCAUGAUUGGGGUCUUGUCGCACUUGAACCGAUUGAAGCUGAAGACUUUGUGAUCGAAUAUGUUGGAGAGUUGAUACGUUCUUCUAUAUCUGAGAUACGUGAACGCCAAUAUGAAAAGAUGGGAAUAGGAAGCAGUUAUCUUUUCAGGCUUGACGAUGGCUAUGUGCUUGAUGCCACAAAGCGAGGUGGCAUAGCGAGGUUUAUCAACCAUUCAUGUGAGCCGAACUGUUACACCAAGAUUAUAAGCGUAGAAGGUAAGAAAAAGAUAUUCAUUUAUGCUAAGCGGCAUAUAGACGCCGGUGAAGAAAUAAGUUACAACUACAAGUUCCCAUUGGAGGACGACAAAAUCCCCUGUAACUGUGGAGCGCCAAAGUGCCGUGGAUCGCUAAACUAAAAAGAAGGACGUGGUUUUCAAGACGAAACUGAAUCGGGUGUGUCUUAUCCGCGGUUUUCAGAGUUUACCGGGAGAGAAGGAUGAUGAAUCUCUCUUUUGCAAAUGCAUCUCCUGCAGCAGAUGAGUCUCCUCUCUUUCAAUUGAGAACUGUAACUAAUUUUUGUCCCACAUACUAACACUUAGAAAUAGUUAUUUUCCUUUUAACACAUAUUUUUCUUUUCCUUUUGUUGUUGUUGGCGUUAACAAGACAAGAUAUAUUAUAAUCAAGGCCAAUUUUUAAACAAAUCUUGUUUAUAAUAAUAGUCCUUCAAACAAAUGAGCUGAAUCUUGUGUGUGUCCAACGGAACAAGAGGUUAUUUAUUGUUAAUCACCAUUUUUGGCUAUCCAUUUACAAAGAAAUGCAACUUAAACAAAUCAGGUCUUUGUGAUUUGGACAGAAAUAAAGGAUAAGAGAUAUGGUCAGUGUUAAAGUUCAAUGAAAGCAAAGAGGUUUUAAUUUUUUUUUAGCAUAUAAUUUUCUUCUUCUAUGUAGGUUGUGUUAUUAUGUCAUGUUUGGUAUUUAUAUCAAAUUUUAAUGUUUGCUUUCGUUUGCAGGAAUCGUAAAUAUUAGGACUCUCAAAUAUCCAUUUCCUCACUUUAUAUGGUACGUCUAAUGUUAUUUUGUAUUUUCUCUUGUUUUUUUUUCUUACUAUUCCAACUUAUUGGACACUGGCACAGAGAGAUAUCAAGUUUAUAUCAGAUGAUUUGGUGAUUUUAGUUACUUCAUCAGAAUCUAAAUUGGGACUGAUACAGUAGAAAAAUUAGGAGCAUCUUUGUGAAAAGCCCCAAGUUGUUUUGCCAUGAGAUUGUAAUAGUUUAAAACGUCUCUUAUAUGUACAAGCUAUUUUAGCUAUGAAAACACUCUACAUGUAUCCGAAUACAAAAUCUUUCUCUUAACGAAUACUUUUGGUUUCUUUGUUUCGGAGGACAUAAAAGAAGUUUUUUUC